Messenger RNA from Eurytemora carolleeae, 687 nucleotides. RefSeq lists its product as uncharacterized. The record is from RefSeq and is a predicted model, not a curated record. NCBI's taxonomy places the organism in Eukaryota, Metazoa, Arthropoda, Copepoda, Calanoida, Temoridae. Gene Ontology annotation, molecular function: protein binding. The transcript is spliced from 6 exons. The coding region runs from base 292 to 687 and encodes 131 amino acids.
UGCAUACGUACAGUAUUAAAGUGAAAGCAAGCAAAACAGCAAAACAGUUAUUUGAUAAUUCUGAAAAGUGAAUAAAACUCAAGGAUUGAUUUUUUUCUUCAAAAUAAUCUAGAAUCUUAAAAAUCCUAGAUUUGGAUAAAAGGACGCUCUGUAUUAUGAAGGAGUCCGAGUGUGCAGUGUAUUGUAUAGUUGUGUGAAUCCACUUUAGAGUUUGGAGUUAACAGGGAAUCCCACUUUUUAACCAAAUUCAAGGAUAAAUACAAAAUUAAACGUAUUGUAAACGUAAUUCUAAUGAAUCCUGCAUUUGAAAAGAUGAACUCUGAGAGUAGGAGAGGAAGCUCUGAAAACAAAAAUGAUUUUUCUUUUCUUCGCAUCUUUGGCAUUUUCAUACAUUUGAUGGCUUUCAGCUAUCCAAUAGAAGAUGAUGGAGGUUGUUUUGAAAUUGUAGAGACCAUUAAUAGAUCACAUAGUGAUACAGCAAAAGUGAAAGCUGUUGGAAUGGAAUCCCUGUACCCAGAUUUGAUGCGAAUUCUGCUUCAGUACCUGGACGUGAGGAGUAUGAUGAUGCUACGCUGUGUGUCCACCACCCUGAGGGAGAGGGUGGACGAGUGGGAGAUCAUGUUCCAGAACUGGAAGUUUACAACCGCCUUCUCCACCACUAAACUUUACAAAUUCGCAGACAUUUAA